This is a messenger RNA of Prunus armeniaca (apricot), 834 nucleotides long. Lineage: Eukaryota; Viridiplantae; Streptophyta; Magnoliopsida; Rosales; Rosaceae. The record is from the annotation of a GenBank genome assembly.
AUGGAAUUCUGCGGGCAGCAAGUGGUUCUGAUCAGUGGGUGCUCUCAAGGAGGCAUAGGCCACGCCCUGGCACGUGCGUUUGCUGCGGAGGACUGUCUGGUGGUGGCUACGAGCAGGUCACUGAGCUCCAUGGCUGACCUUCAGGAGGACCCAAGGUUCUUUUUACAAGAGCUGGAUGUGGUUUCAGAUGAGAGUGUGGAUCAUGUUGUGUCUAGUGUUUUGGAGAAGUACGGCCGAAUUGAUGUGCUGGUCAACAAUGCUGGGAUUCAAUGUGUUGGUCCACUUGCAGAAGUCCCUCUCUCUGCUCUGCAAAGCACUUUUAAUACCAAUGUUUUUGGUUCCAUGAGGUUGAUACAAGCUGUUGUCCCUCACAUGGCAUCAAGGAAAAAGGGAAAGAUUGUAAAUCUUGGAAGUGUUACUGUUUUGGCCCCUGGACCAUGGGCUGGUGCUUACACAGCAUCCAAAGCUGCUCUUCAGGCACUUUCUGAUUCUUUAAGAUUGGAACUCAGGCACUUUGGGAUCAAUGUAAUCACUGUUGUACCUGGAGCUAUUAGGUCAAAUCUUGGAAAUUCUGCUUUAGCCGGCUACAACCAGAUGCCUGAAUGGAAAUUAUAUAAACCUUUUGAAGCAGCAAUCCGUGCUAGAGCAACUAUGUCACAAGGAAUCCAUUCAACCUCUGCCGAAGAGUUUGCAAAAAGGACUGCGGCUGCCGUUCUGAAGGAGAAUCCACUAGCUUGGUUCUCCUAUGGCCACCACUCUACCAUUUUCGCAAUCUUGUAUCAUCUGCCACUGUUCGUAAGGGAUUUUGUCAUGAAGAAAGCAAUGAAAUGUUGA